This is a messenger RNA of Nerophis lumbriciformis (worm pipefish), 2268 nucleotides long. NCBI's taxonomy places the organism in Eukaryota, Metazoa, Chordata, Actinopteri, Syngnathiformes, Syngnathidae. The record is from RefSeq and is a predicted model, not a curated record.
AUGGCUCCAACAAGAGAGAUGUCUCUCGAGACCAAGGAGUGGAUUAUCAAACUUCUUGAAGCUGUCAACGUAACCGAAGAAGUGUCAACUUCGUGUCCUCUGGGCUUCUUCCCGUGCGGCAACCUGAGCACGUGCCUGCCGCAAGUGCUGCACUGCAACGGCGCCGACGAUUGCGGGAACCAAGCGGACGAGGAGAAUUGCGGAGAUAACAACGGAUGGCCUCAUCUCUUUGACAAGUACUUCGGAAUGCCCAACCACAACACCAGAACCAAGUCAACCGCGUGCUUGCUGGGCCUCAUUCCUGAGCUUUGCCAAUGUGAGGACCUGGAGCUGGACUGUGACGCGGCGCAGCUUCACGACAUUCCGGUGGUGGCUGUGAACAUCACCAAGAUGUCCCUACAGCGGAACCAUCUGCAGAGGCUGAAGGCCAACUCCUUCAUAAUAUACCACAGUCUGCAGAAACUAUACCUCCAACACAAUGAAAUUGAAGAUGUGAAUCCAGCUGCUUUCAGGGGACUGUAUAAUCUCACCAGGCUAUAUCUGAACUACAACAGAAUUUCCGUGCUGAUGCCUGGGGUGUUCAGUGACCUGCACAAGCUGGAGUGGUUAAUCUUGGAGAACAACAACAUCCAUCACAUUUCUUCUAAAGCCUUUUCAGGGCUCAACUCCUUGGUCUUGCUGGCUUUGUUGAACAACACUCUGACAAAGCUGGAUGACAUCUGUCGCGAGAUGGCAAGACUCAACUGGCUGGACUUGGAAGGUAAUCUGAUCGAGACCUUGGAGAAUGUAUCGUUCUACUCAUGCAGUAUGCUGACAGUCUUGGUUUUGCAACGCAACAGGAUCAGCCACAUACAUGAGCAAGCUUUUUCAGUCCUCCGAAAGCUCGGAGAAUUGGAUCUUUCCAGCAACAGACUGAAGAAGAUUCCACCUAAUCUGUUUGUCCUUCUGGGGGAUUUGCUUCAACUAAACAUCUCAUACAAUCCCAUCGUGGAGCUGCAUGUAGACCACUUUGACAAAUUGCAUAAACUGAAGUCAUUGAGCAUCGAGGGCAUCGAAAUAACCGACAUCCAAAGUCGGAUGUUUGAGCCUCUUAAACACCUGACCCACAUCUACUUCAAGAAGUUCCAGUACUGCGGUUACGCGCCUCACGUGCGAAGCUGCAAGCCAAACACAGAUGGAAUCUCGUCCUUUGAGGACCUGCUAGCUAACAUCGUUUUGAGGGUCUUUGUCUGGGUGGUCUCGGCCACCACCUGCUUUGGCAACAUCUUCGUCAUCUGUAUGCGCUCGUACAUCCGUUCGGAGAACAAGCUCCACGCAAUGUGCAUCAUCUCCCUGUGCUGCGCAGACGGGUUGAUGGGCAUCUACUUAUUCAUGAUCGGUGCGUACGAUCUGAAGUUCCGUGGAGAGUACAACCGCCACGCCCAGGCUUGGAUGGACAGCGGCCAGUGCCAGAUAAUCGGUUCCCUGGCAAUGGUGUCCACCGAAGUGUCGGUCCUGCUGCUCACCUACCUGACUUUGGAGAAGUACAUCUGCAUCGUGUACCCCUUCCGCUACCUGACGCCAGGUUUGCGGCGUACAGUCACGGUGCUCCUCGGUAUCUGGGUUUUUGGUUUCAUGGUGGCCUUCCUCCCACUGGCCUGCAAGGGGCUUUUCCGGAAUUUCUACGGUACCAACGGUGUGUGCUUCCCCCUGCACUCUGAGCAGCCUGAGACGCUAUGGGCGCACGUUUACUCCAUCGUCAUCUUCUUGGGUCUGAACCUGGUGGCAUUCCUGAUCAUCGUGCUGUCGUACGCUAGCAUGUUCUACAACAUUCAGCGCACGGGGACCCAGACUACCAAGUACAGCAACCACAUCAAAAAGGAGGUCACCAUCGCCAAACGCUUCUUCUCCAUUGUCAUCACAGACUCUCUCUGCUGGAUCCCCAUUUUCAUCCUCAAGAUCUUGUCCCUGCUGCAGGUGGAGAUUCCCGGCACGAUUACCUCGUGGGUUGUAAUAUUCAUCCUGCCCAUUAACAGUGCCCUUAACCCCAUCCUUUACACGCUGACCACCCGUCCCUUCAAGGAAACCUUGAUGCAGGUGUGGGCCAACUAUAGGCAGCGAAGGCCUGCAGUGGCCAGCCACCCCAUCCAUCAGCCCUCGCUCACCUGGCAGGAAAUGUGGCCCCUGCAGGACUCCUGCCCGACGGUGGGAGGUAUUCAAAACACGAGUGACGCACCACCCACCAAGCUCACUGCCCCUGAGGAAAAUGACAAUGGCGUCCCCGUAUGA